Anopheles maculipalpis is the source of this 1033-nucleotide messenger RNA. Its product is annotated as zwei Ig domain protein zig-8-like. The transcript has 7 exons. Gene Ontology annotation, cellular component: neuron projection membrane. Gene Ontology annotation, biological process: synapse organization. Lineage: Eukaryota; Metazoa; Arthropoda; Insecta; Diptera; Culicidae. The record is from RefSeq and is a predicted model, not a curated record. The coding region runs from base 1 to 1017 and encodes 338 amino acids.
AUGGCUACAUUGCGCACUCAACAUGGGAUAAACAUAUUGUUUCUUUUCAUCGUUCAUCUAAAUCAUGGCAUCACCAAACCGUUGCAAACCUUCUCGGAAGAACAGUUCCUACAGGAGCUGAGUGACGAUCGUAGCAACUCACAGGGAACUCAUCAUCCCACGGUACGCAGCAGACCGCCGUACCUUGGCAACCUGCAUCUUGGCUUUCAUCAGCCGCACCACCAUCAGGGCACGGGACCGGAAACGAGCGAGAACGAAAUUUACGACUCGGACGAAAGUAAUCUGCUCCGGACACCGCUCGACCGUGGGCCACACUUUGAUUUGUCUGCUUCGAAGAACAUUACUGCGCUGGUCGGGAAGACGGCCUAUCUCAACUGCCGGGUGAAGAACAUCGGCAACAAAACGGUGUCCUGGGUGCGGCACCGUGACAUUCAUCUGUUAACCGUAGGUAGAUUCACCUAUACAUCCGACCAGCGAUUCCAAGCUGUACAUAAUCCCCAGACCGACGAUUGGUCGCUACAAAUUAGAUACCCACAGAAGCGAGACACGGGCGUGUACGAGUGCCAGAUCUCGACUACACCACCGGUCGGACAUUCGAUGUUCCUCUCGGUAGUAGAACCAAUCACCACGAUUGUUGGCGUACCGGAUCUGUACAUCAACACUGGCUCAACUGUAAAUUUAACCUGUAUAGUGCGAAACUCUCCCGAACCUCCUUCAACUAUUAUUUGGACCCACAACAAUCAGGAAAUCAACUACGAUUCACCACGAGGCGGAGUGUCGGUCAUCACGGAGAAGGGUGAAACGACAACCUCCUACCUGCUAAUACAGCGUGCCCGUACGACGGACACCGGCAAGUACGUCUGCUCACCGUCGAACGCCGAUCCUUCCACGAUCAACGUACACAUCCUUAAUGGGGAACAUCCGGCGGCCAUGCAACACGCCGGACAGCUUCGGAUAGGAGAUCCACUGUACGUGUUCGUCCUCUGGCUGAUUAGCUUUCUGUUCGGACGGCGAUGAAAGUUGGCAAUUCCGG